GGCGGGAGCGGCGGCGCGCUCGGCGGGGGAAGCAGGCCCCGCUAGACGGGCCACUCCGACGGGGGCGGCCGCCAGCCGCGGGCUCCGCAAACUCGCGGGCCGGGUGCACCCCCCACUGCGCCCGCCGCCGAGGGCAGGGCCGGCCCGGAGCGCGGGGGGCGGCCGCCCCGGGGCGCGGGCCGGGGUUGCCCGCCGGGCUCACAGCGCCAGGACGGGGACGGCCGGACGCAGCCCCAGGUCCCGCCGCCCGUCGCCUUUGACGCAUCGGAGCGCCGUUUUCUGCAGGAUGAAGGGCUUCUCGCCGCCGGCAGAGUUGUUUUUGCGCAAGCGGGUCGCCGUGCUAAGAGCGCUCAAGGUCUGAACUUCCCUCCAGAGCCGCAGUUGGAGAAGGCGAGCGUGCGAGGAGCAGCAGCCGCGCCGAGCGGAGGCCACUCUCGGAGCGAGCGGCGCGCCUCCCGGCCAAAGGCGGCCACGAUCUCGGGACCCCAGGUGUUCUAGGUACUGGCGAGGCGACCCCGGCCGGGAAAGGCGCGGGCGCUCGGCAACAUGGCUUCCCCGCCCCACCAGCAACUGCUGCACCACCACAGCACCGAAGUGAGCUGUGACUCCAGCGGAGACAGCAACAGCGUGCGGGUCAAGAUCAACCCCAAGCAGCUGUCCUCCAGCCACCCCAAGCAUUGCAAGUACAGCAUCUCCUCCAGCUGUAGCAGCUCCGGGGACUCCGGGGGCGUCCCCCGGAGAGUGGGCGGCGGAGGCCGCCUGCGCAGGCAGAAGAAGCUGCCCCAGCUGUUCGAGAGGGCCUCCAGCCGGUGGUGGGACCCCAAGUUCGACUCGGUGAACCUGGAGGAGGCCUGCCUGGAGCGCUGCUUCCCGCAGACCCAGCGCCGGUUCCGGUACGCGCUCUUCUACAUCGGCUUCGCCUGCCUUCUCUGGAGCAUCUAUUUUGCUGUGCACAUGAGAUCCAAACUGAUUGUCAUGGUAGCCCCUGCACUGUGCUUCCUCGUGGUAUGUGUGGGCUUUUUUCUGUUUACCUUCACCAAGCUGUACGCUCGGCAUUAUGCGUGGACCUCGCUGGCUCUCACCCUGCUGGUGUUCUCCCUGACCCUGGCUGCGCAGUUUCAGGUUUUGACGCCUCUCUCAGGACGUGUUGACAGCUCCAAUCAUACUCGCACAGCCAAGUCCACAGACACUUGCUUAUCUCAAGUGGGGAGCUUUUCCAUGUGCAUUGAAGUGCUCUUUUUGCUCUACACCGUCAUGCACUUACCUUUGUACUUGAGCUUGUUUUUGGGGGUGGCCUAUUCUGUUCUUUUUGAGACCUUCGGCUAUCAUUUCCGAGACGAAGACUGCUUCCCCUUGCCGGCAGCCGGGGCCCUGCACUGGGAGCUGCUGAGCAGGGCCCUGCUCCACGGCUGCGUCCACGCCAUUGGGAUCCACCUAUUCAUCAUGUCUCAGGUGAGGUCCAGGAGCACCUUCCUCAAGGUGGGACAGUCAAUUAUGCACGGGAAAGAUCUGGAAGUGGAAAAAGCCCUCAAAGAGAGGAUGAUUCAUUCUGUGAUGCCAAGAAUCAUAGCUGAUGACUUGAUGAGACAGGGGGAUGAGGAGAGCGAGAAUUCUGCCAAGAGGCAUGCUACGUCCAGCCCCAAGAACAGGAAGAAAAAGUCUUCCAUACAGAAAGCUCCUAUAGCAUUCCGCCCUUUUAAGAUGCAGCAGAUUGAAGAAGUCAGUAUUUUAUUUGCAGAUAUUGUGGGCUUCACCAAGAUGAGCGCCAACAAGUCUGCUCACGCCCUGGUGGGUCUCCUGAACGAUCUGUUUGGUCGCUUUGACCGGUUGUGUGAGGAGACCAAGUGUGAGAAAAUCAGCACUCUGGGAGACUGUUACUAUUGUGUGGCAGGGUGUCCUGAGCCCCGGGCAGACCAUGCCUACUGCUGCAUUGAAAUGGGCUUGGGCAUGAUAAAGGCCAUUGAGCAGUUCUGCCAGGAGAAGAAAGAAAUGGUGAACAUGCGCGUUGGGGUUCACACGGGGACCGUGUUGUGUGGCAUCUUGGGCAUGAGGAGGUUUAAAUUCGAUGUAUGGUCCAAUGAUGUGAACUUGGCCAACCUCAUGGAGCAGCUGGGAGUGGCCGGUAAGGUUCACAUUUCUGAGGCCACUGCAAAAUACUUAGAUGACCGGUACGAAAUGGAAGAUGGGAAAGUUAUUGAACGCCUUGGCCAGAGCGUGGUUGCUGACCAGUUGAAAGGUUUGAAGACAUACCUGAUAUCGGGUCAGAGAGCCAAGGAGUCUCGCUGCAGCUGUGCAGAGGCCUUGCUUUCUGGCUUUGAGGUCAUUGACGGCUCACAGGUGUCCUCAGGCCCUAGGGGACAGGGGACAGCAUCGUCAGGGAGUGCCAGUGACCUGGCGCAGACUGUCAGAACCUUUGAUAACCUUAAGACCUGCCUUUCAUGUGGAAUCACGUUUGCUCCCAAAUCUGAAGCUGGUGCAGAAGGAGGAGCCGUCCAAAAUGGCUGUCAAGAUGAGCAUAAAAACAGCACCAAGGCUUCUGGAGGACCUAGUUCUAAAACUCAAAAUGGACUUCUGAGCCCUCCCCAAGAGGAGAAGCUCACCAACAGUCAGACCUCUCUGUGUGAGAUCUUACAGGAAAAGGGAAGGUGGACAGGGGUGAGCUUGGACCAGUCAGCUCUCCUUCCACUGAGAUUCAAGAACAUCCGGGAGAAAACCGACGCCCAUUUUGUGGAUGUCAUCAAAGAAGACAGCCUGAUGAAAGAUUAUUUUUUUAAGCCGCCCAUUAAUCAAUUCAGCCUGAACUUCCUGGAUCAGGAGCUGGAGCGAUCCUACAGGACUAGCUAUCAAGAGGAGGUGAUAAAGAAUUCCCCCGUGAAGACUUUUGCCAGUGCCACCUUCAGCUCCCUUCUGGAUGUGUUCUUGUCGACAACAGUGUUUCUCAUUCUCUCCAUCACCUGCUUCCUGAAGUACGGGGCAGCCACCACGCCUCCCCCGCCUGCCGCCCUAGCGGUCUUCGGGGCAGCCCUGCUGCUGGAGGUGCUGUCCCUCGUGGUGUCCGUCAGGAUGGUGUUUUUCCUGGAGGACGUCAUGGCUUGCACGAAGCGCCUGCUGGAGUGGAUCGCUGGCUGGCUUCCACGCCACUGCAUUGGGGCCAUCCUGGUGUCGCUGCCAGCACUUGCCGUCUACUCGCAUGUCACCUCCGAGUUUGAGACAAACAUACACUUCCCCGUGUUCACUGGCUCGGCCACGCUGAUCGCCGUGGUGCACUACUGUAACUUCUGCCAGCUCAGCUCCUGGAUGAGGUCCUCCCUUGCCACUGUCGUCGGGGCUGGGCCACUGCUUCUGCUCUAUGUCUCUCUGUGCCCAGACAGUUCCAUAGUAACUUCACCCCUUGAUGCAGUACAGAAUUUCAGCUCCGAGAGGAAUCCAUGCAAUAGCUCGUUGCCACAUGACCUCAGGAGGCCAGCCAGCCUGAUCGGCCAGGAGGUGAUUCUUGUCUUCUUCCUCCUGCUCUUGUUGGUCUGGUUCCUGAACCGAGAAUUCGAAGUCAGCUACCGCCUGCACUACCACGGGGAUGUGGAAGCGGAUCUUCACCGCACCAAGAUCCAGAGCAUGAGGGACCAGGCCGACUGGCUGCUGCGGAAUAUCAUCCCCUACCACGUGGCCGAGCAGCUGAAGGUGUCCCAGACCUAUUCCAAGAACCAUGACAGCGGAGGCGUGAUCUUUGCCAGCAUUGUCAACUUUGGUGAGUUCUACGAGGAAAACUACGAAGGAGGCAAGGAGUGCUACCGGGUGCUCAACGAGCUCAUCGGGGACUUCGACGAGCUCCUGAGCAAGCCAGACUACAGCAGCGUCGAAAAGAUCAAGACCAUUGGGGCCACGUACAUGGCGGCAUCGGGGCUGAACACCGCCCAGGCCCAGGAUGGCAGCCACCCACAGGAGCACCUGCAGAUCCUAUUCGAGUUCGCCAAGGAGAUGAUGCGUGUGGUCGACGACUUCAACAAUAACAUGCUAUGGUUCAACUUUAAGCUCAGAGUCGGCUUUAACCAUGGGCCCCUCACGGCUGGGGUCAUUGGCACCACCAAGCUGCUGUACGACAUCUGGGGGGACACCGUCAACAUCGCCAGCAGGAUGGACACCACUGGCGUUGAGUGCCGCAUCCAGGUGAGUGAGGAGAGCUACCGUGUCUUGAGUAAGAUGGGCUACGACUUUGACUACAGGGGGACAGUGAAUGUCAAGGGGAAGGGCCAGAUGAAGACCUACCUUUACCCAAAGUGCACAGACAACGGGGUCGUGCCACAGCACCAGCUGUCCAUCUCCCCAGACAUCCGCGUCCAGGUGGAUGGCAGCAUUGGACGGUCUCCCACGGACGAGAUUGCCAACCUGGUGCCUUCUGUCCAGUAUCCGGACAAGACGUCUCUGGGCUCUGAUAACAGCACGCAGGCCAAGGACACUCACCUGUCCUCCAAGAGACCCUGGAAGGAGCCCAUCAAAGCCGAAGAAAAGUUUCGGUUUGGCCAAGCCAUAGAGAAAAACGACUGUGAAGAAAUGGGAAUAGAAGAAGCCAAUGAACUCACCAAGCUCAACGUUUCAAAGAGUGUGUGAGGCAGCACCUGCAAGCUGCCCGAGGUGCUCUGUUCAUCGAAACACAAUAUUUGUAUUUGGCUGUCGUGCUUUCUAAGCGCCACAGUCUCCGUCCCUGGACGUGGUGUUAUGUGGUCAUUUCAGCCCUAACUUCUGUGUGGAUCACAGUUAUUCAGGGUUCAUUUUCAUCCAUUUCUUUCCCUUUGCUCCCUUUCCUGCACUCUCCCCCUUGGGGUAUCCGCUCAGCAUGUGGAGGAGAACAAGUGCCUUCAGGGCUUGGCCUUGGCCUUGGCCUAGAGUCUAGGGACAGAGGCCACAGUGGAAAUCAUGGCUUUGGGUGUUAUUUGACAUUUAAAACAAAAGCUGUGGUUAAGAUAUCAUUUUCAUUACUUUUUCUCACGAGACACUUUUUUUUUAGGGGGGUGGCUAAUGCAAUGUUUUUAUUUUUUUUUCUGUGUCCAUAAUAGUGUUUCCCAGUUACCUGACCUUUCUACGUACGCACAUACACGCACAUACUUGCAUUUCUGAAUCUGAUAUAAAGUGCCAGUAAUUCACCGAGAGGGGAUGUGAGAGGGGAGCGUGGGUACCUGCGCCUUCCCGGGCACCUGGGCCUUCGCAGGCUGUGGGUGCACUGAGCUCCCUACACCGAAGGGCUUCGGAGCUUCCGCCACAUGCAGGCCAAGACUCCAGAUGCUCACCGGGCACAAAGCCUGUGCACCCAGGCCUCAGGUAUCUCAAAGCCGUUCAUCCUGACCCUCCGCCCAGGGGUCUGCAAGUCAGGGGUGAGGGUGUUUGUCUUGGAAGCUGACACGUCUGAGGGAGAAACUCCAAAUAAAUGUCAGAGGGUCGCCUUUAUUUAUUUAUUUAUUUAUCAGGCAGUGUGUGUUUGGCAAGGGGUCCUUGGUUUUUGGGUAGAGGGAAAUAGCCUGUGGGGGGUCAGUUCACAGGAUGAUGACAAGAUAUCCCUUAGUGUUUCGGCCACCUGGGGCCACCUGCCCCUGGGAGGGGACAAGCGAGAUCCGGAGCCACAUCCAUUGCAGUUCUAGGGCUGGGGAAAGCUCUCCAGCUGCCCCUGCCGUCUCCGGGGCUGCUCCCUGUGGAGCUCUGGUCGGAAACCUGGCUGGGCAGGCAGCGCCAGCACGUCCUGGCUUCCACAGAUUCGGGAAGUUUCUCCCUUCUCUCCCACUCUCGGACUGCACAGGGCCUAUUCGUGGCAGGAUUUAGUCGUGUGCGCUAAUCCCAGCCUCUUGAGGUGGUGUCCUUACACUGUACUUAGGGACAGAGUCAUCUGUGUGCAAAUGAGGUGUGCAGCCAGGAGGAGGUAGGGAAAACCUGAGAGGAAAAUUGUUUCUAAGCUUUUGGUUUUUGAUCCUGUUUGCAAUUAUGCUUUGCCAUGUUAAGUCUGAAGUUUAUGUCAAAGUGAACUCAGGCCAGAGUUGCCCGGGUGCCGUCAUCAUUAUUCUUCUAGGUGACACUGGUGUACACAGCUCACGGGACAUCGGAGAUGAGCUCCUGGUCUGUUGGUCUUUCCUGGCAUGCCCUGUGUGUCUGCUUGUCACUGGUAAAUCUCACUAAUUCUCACAUCUGCAUCAAGUCCCAGCAUCACUCCUCCCUCCCGAAAGACGUACAGACCUGCCAUUUCCAGCGUAAUGAAAUAGUGAUUCUGAUCCACCCCCCUCCAGGGGAUGUGCCUGGGACAGCCGCCCUGCAGUGCAGCCGGAGCCAGGUCCCGACGUCCGGGGAUUGAGAGCAUUCUCAGUAACUUUUAGAUUUUCCUCCAGGUUUUACUGUCAGUUCGUUGGUCUUCCAAUACCGAAGAAAGGAUGGCUGUGAUAAUACCUCUUGCUUCUAAAGAAUGUAUUCUUAUAAAACACCACAGAUUUUUUUUCUUAAAAAAAAAACGAAACACUACCUGAUGCUUUCCUUGUUUUUGUAUGUAGGGAUUGUGGGCUCAUUAGGAUUUUUCUGCCAUCAGUAUUAAGGUGUGUAUUUGAAUGUCCUCUCCUUUGCCUACCACCUCCAGGCUGCUUAGCUUUGAGGGGCUGGGUGGUUGCUGAUGUCUUUGCUGUCGUGCUCAAAAUGCACUCUACAAAGUUCAUCUCUGCACACACUCUUCCCCGUCAAACUCUUUUCCAUCCCCUACCACAAAGGUGUCUGUGAUUCCUCACCCUGGGAACCCAAGGAGCUGCAAAACUGAAGUCUGGUUCAGCAUUGUGCGAGUAGGAGCCUCUGACAAAGGGCAGCUCACCCAGAGUUUAAAUUUGUCUUUAAAAAACACCCUGAGCCUUCUUAAAUAACCAGUACAGAUGUUCUCUCUGGGCCAUGAAGCCCGUCAGGUCCUUCCACUUCCCUGCUCCGAAGCGCAUACCUCAGUGCAGAACCACAGAAUUUCUCCGGCAGAAAAGUCGUGCGUCUCAAUCUGUUGGCACUGAACAAAUAGUUGCUAGAGACACACAGGUUCCUAAGCAGUGGGCUCAAGUGCUAUCGACAGGAUGGAUAGUUCUUCAGGGUGGCAAUACCUCUUAGGAACUUAGGGCAGGAAGCAAUACUUCAGAACUGAAUGUGUGUAAAUAGUUGCUUCGAGUUGCAGUUGCUGUUUUCUUCCCAGCCCCAGCUCAGAUCGAAUGAUACAUAUAUACGGUAAAUAAGCACACAUAAUUUUAUCCAAUGCAAACAAAUGUAGAGCAUCAGUUAUGAAGAAACCCUUAAGUAGCUUGAGGGUCCCACAGAUUGUGCCACACCUGCGCAUGACUCCAUCAACACUGACUUCCCUCGUGGGGACUACACCUGCACAUUUGCACAUGACACGGAGAGCCAAAGGGCCGCGUGCUUCUCGUUACUUGGGCUGUAAUCAUUUGUAGUUUCCAAAGAUACGUCUGCAUUUGAAUUUCUAGAUUCUCAAGGUUAAGCGUUUUUUGAUUGGUGGUUUCAAAAAUCAUACUAUGCCUAGAAUCUGAAAUUAACCAACUGUUUGCAUUUUCCGUAUUUCCUUUGAUCUGCUCUUUUUAAAUUGUUAAUUCUAAUAAUUUCAAAAUGCAUUCACUGAAGAAAUGGACAUUAAAAUACUCUAAAAUCUAAA
Molecule: messenger RNA, 7663 nt
Organism: Lemur catta (Ring-tailed lemur)
Lineage: Eukaryota; Metazoa; Chordata; Mammalia; Primates; Lemuridae
Gene: ADCY9
Product: adenylate cyclase 9
Exons: 11
Coding region: 547-4605 (1352 amino acids)
Biological process (GO): adenylate cyclase-activating G protein-coupled receptor signaling pathway; cyclic nucleotide biosynthetic process; intracellular signal transduction
Molecular function (GO): adenylate cyclase activity
Source: RefSeq, a predicted model, not a curated record